Molecule: messenger RNA, 2499 nt
Organism: Xenopus tropicalis (tropical clawed frog)
Lineage: Eukaryota; Metazoa; Chordata; Amphibia; Anura; Pipidae
Source: RefSeq, a predicted model, not a curated record
AGCUGCAGCUCAGCGCUCCCAGGGGGCCCAGCGGCGGCGGAGAGGUGAUCGCUGUAUCCUGAGCCCCCGGCGGCUCCGCAUUGUUCUCUCCCGGCUCUCUGUGCGGCAGUUACAGCUUGGAUCUGCCCUGUACCCACCAUGCCCACCUUCCUCCUCCUCAUUCUGCUCCUGGGCACCGGGGCCCCUACCCCCACCAGAAGCCCCUCCGAACCCCCGGACCCUUCAGAUGCCCCCCAAGUGGACCCCCUGUUCAGCUUCAGGGAGGAGGAGGCGAGUCUGAACGACAUGUUCCGAGAGGUGGAAGAGUUAAUGGAGGACACCCAGUCGAAGCUGCAGAACGCAGUUAAAGAGAUGGAGGCGGAGGAAGUCUUGGCUCACCGCUUACCGGGAUGGGCCCAAUUACCUAAUAAUCAUAACGAGUCCGUCACAGAGAUGGGAAAUGAAACGAUCCACUCGCAGAAGGAAAUGACUAAGAAUACAGAUAAUCACACAGGAUCCACAUUGUACUCUGAGACUGUAAUAACUUCACUGAAGAACAACAGCAAGAGGCAUCAAGAGUGCAUUGUCGACGAGGACUGUAAAUCUGGGAAUUACUGUUACUUUGCAGAUUCCGAAUACAAAUGUCUCCCGUGUAAAGCGACGGAGCCGUGCACGAGGGACGGCGAAUGCUGCGAGGGGCUCUGUGUUUGGGGUCAGUGCGCCCACGUUACUAAGGGAGAAGGGGGGACCAUCUGCGAGAGCCAAGAGGACUGUAACCCCGGAUUCUGCUGCGCAGUUCAUUCAGAUCUCCUGUUCCCCGUUUGCACCCCCCUGCCAGGGGAAGGGGAACCCUGCUUGGACCCUUCCAACAAACUCGUGGACAUAAUGAACUGGGACGUACAGCCGGCCGGAGUGCUGGGCCGGUGCCCCUGCUCCCAAGGACUAGUGUGCCAGCCUCAGAGUCAUGCCUUGGUAUCCACGUGCCAAGAGCCUUCACCCGACGACAGCAAAAGAUCUGAUUUGGAGGUGCCCGAGGUGAUCCCCCCAUUCAUAGGCAUAAUGCCCCAGGAGGGGCAGUACUAUGAAGAUGGAACUCAACUGUCGGAUGGACCGUAUGCCAGCCCUUCAGAGGAGAGUCGCAGCUUGGAAUCGCGCUAUGGAGAUCCGUUACUGGCCGCGGCCAAGAGAGUCAGCGUGGAUGUCCCAGAGGAGGUGCUGCCAUUCGUUGGCAUCAUGGAAGAGCGAGAUUACGAGGACAGUGACGUAGUGCCAACAUCAGACAGCGUGCCAACAUCAGACGGAGUGGACGCCGGCCCAUUAGAGGAAACAUACGAGACAGAACCAGGGUUGGUUGAGAAGAGUCCAUUUGAUGAUUAUAAAUAAGACCAUUAACUCGAAUCCAGACGCCCAACGACCUCAUCAGUGGCCAAUUUGACCUAUAUCGCCUAUCGAUUCGGUUGCCUUAGGACUGGAUAAUGGGUGGGUAAUGUGGUUGGCUGGUAAAUGCAUAGAGACUGGUGUUACCACAAUACUAGAACUAAGCGACCACUCAAGACCCGGUGACUGUCUAGGACACUCACUGGGCAAGGGGUUGAAGUUGAUGGACAGUUGCCUUUUUCAUAGCUUGCACCUCCAUCUAAUCGGACACACGAACCAGGUCAUAGCGCCGUAACCCCCAGCAACCAGUCACUGUCUACGUUGCACUUCAAGGUUAAUGGCCGACUGGCUGCUCUAGGUAACCGCACUCAUUCUGGGUCAGAACCUGGUUUAGCCAGCAGGAUUAGGAACCAGAUUCUGUAACCUCGGAACACUAGCCCUAAACAGUAGCCAUUUUAGCACCUAAACUAAUGGGAUGGGGAUUGUCAUCCACCAAGGCCAUAUUGCUUGCUGCAUCACGCUUAAUGACCACUAGAUGGAGUAUAGACCACGAGUCUAUGUAGAACAGGGGUCCUCAAACUUCUUAAGCAAGGGUCCCUCAGACUGGGCUGGACCCAGCUCCCCCCCCUCCCACUCAAUCCUCUCUCAGCCAGUGCCGUCCGUCCUCCCUCUCAGCUCCCCGCUGAGUCCUCUCUCUCCGCUGCCAGGGGUGAGGACGCAGCGGGGGCCGGGUAAAUUAACCUGGGGGGCUGGAUCCGGCCCGCGGGCCUUAGUUUGAGGAUCCCUGAUGUAGAACGUCUCAGCCGAGGCAAGUAAUAUGGCUCCCAUUGUAGCAAUCACCCUGUAAAUGGGCAAAUGCAUGACGCUGCCGUUGGAUGUGAACCGGCCAGCAGGGGGCGACUCCAACUGGCGAUCCUUUCAAGCAAAGGCGUCACAUCCAACGGGAAAAGAUUCUGAGCAACUUCCCCAGUCGUAACGGGGACGUUGCCCGGUUUGGCAUCACCAUAGAGGGAAUGAUAUAUUUAUGUACAAGCAGAAUGGCAGCUUCUUGGUCUUCACCGAUGUUCCAGAACCGUACGCUGUAUUGCUUCAGAACUUUCUCUCUGUUGGACACUUGCAAUAAUAAAGCGAAUGUCAAUUUGA